AUGUUGGGGCAUUACACUAGUGCCAAUGGGUUUUAUCUUGUUGGUUUCCCUGGCUCUGAAAAGCUGCCCCACGUCCUUUUUGCUACCUUCUGCUUCUUCUACUUAGUGUCCCUAGUGGGGAACACAGUCAUCACCGUGAUCGCCUGUGUGGAUAAACGCCUGCAAUUCCCCCUGUGUUUCUUUCUGGUUCACCUCUCCGUCCUGGAGAUCCUGCUCACAACCAUUAUUGUUCCCGUGAUGCUUUGGGGGCUGCUGCUCCCCGGCAUGCAGGCAAUAUCUGUGGCUGGAUGUGUGGUACAACUCUUUCUGCAACUUGCCCUGUUGACCACGGAGUUUUCCUUGCUCGGAGCGAUGGCUGUGGACCCUUAUGUGGCUGUCUGCAACCCUUUGAGGUACAACGUCAUCAUGAGCAGCUGCACCUGCAGUGCCGUGGUAAUUGUGUCAUGAUUAUUUGGGUUCCUUUAUCAAAUCUGGCCGGUUUAUGCCACAUUUCACGUUACCUACUGCAAAUCAAAUGUGGUAGAUAAUUUCUUCUGUGACCGAGGGCAGUUGCUCAAAUUACCCUGCGAUAACACUAUUUUCCUAGAGUUUAUCCUCUUUUUAAUGGCUGUUUUUGUUCUCUUUGGUUCUGUAUCUACCAUUGUCUCCUACACCUACAUCAUCUCCGCCACCCUCAAGAUUCCCUCGAGGAAAGCCUUUUCUACCUGCGCCUCCCACUUCACCUGUAUUGUGACUGGCUACCGCUGCUGCUUGUUCCUGUAUGUGAAACCCAAGCAAACGCAGGCAUCUGAUUACAACAGAGUGGUUUCCGUGAUGAUUUCCAUCAUAACUCCAUUCCUCCACCCUUUCAUCUUCACGCUCCGUAAUGACAAAGUCAUCAAAUCAUCUCUGUUCAGAGGCUUUAAGGUGUGA
This is a messenger RNA of Chionomys nivalis (European snow vole), 912 nucleotides long. Its product is annotated as olfactory receptor 9A4. The record is from RefSeq and is a predicted model, not a curated record. Gene Ontology annotation, cellular component: membrane. Gene Ontology annotation, molecular function: olfactory receptor activity; G protein-coupled receptor activity. NCBI's taxonomy places the organism in Eukaryota, Metazoa, Chordata, Mammalia, Rodentia, Cricetidae. Gene Ontology annotation, biological process: G protein-coupled receptor signaling pathway.